Messenger RNA from Ictalurus punctatus (channel catfish), 907 nucleotides. RefSeq names its product histone H2A. Lineage: Eukaryota; Metazoa; Chordata; Actinopteri; Siluriformes; Ictaluridae. The record is from RefSeq and is a predicted model, not a curated record. Gene Ontology annotation, cellular component: nucleosome. The transcript has a single exon. Gene Ontology annotation, molecular function: DNA binding; protein heterodimerization activity; structural constituent of chromatin. Bases 138 to 524 code for a protein of 128 amino acids.
UUCGACGGCCUGUUUGUGAUUGGCUAAUCUGCCAUUGCGUUCUUAGCGAAUAAGAGAGUGGCCGUUUUGUCUAUAUCACGGAGAGCUCGCGGUGUAACGUUUAUUUCGGAGUUGUUAGAACAGAUUUGAGCAUCAAGAUGAGUGGCAGAGGAAAAACCGGCGGAAAAGCUAGAGCUAAGGCCAAGACUCGUUCAUCCAGGGCUGGACUUCAGUUCCCCGUGGGACGUGUGCACAGGCUUCUGCGUAAAGGCAACUAUGCCGAGCGCGUCGGUGCCGGCGCUCCGGUCUAUCUGGCCGCAGUGUUGGAGUAUCUGACCGCUGAGAUCCUGGAGUUGGCCGGUAACGCCGCCCGUGAUAACAAGAAGACCCGUAUCAUUCCCCGCCACUUGCAGCUCGCCGUGCGUAACGACGAGGAGCUGAACAAACUGCUCGGCGGAGUGACCAUCGCUCAGGGUGGUGUGCUACCGAACAUUCAGGCUGUGCUUCUGCCUAAAAAGACCGAGAAGGCCGUCAAGACUAAGUAAACUCGUCCACUGCUGCUUUGUCAGUACCCAAAGGCUCUUUUAAGAGCCACCAUCUUUGCUUCAAAAGUGCAAUUUUACACCCGUUUUUCUACUGAAAGUGUGCACUAGAAAGUCAGCACGUUUGAAAUGAAAACACAAGCGUUAUACUUUGCUAAUAAUUAUGCGAUUAACGUUAAGUAGUAGUAGUAAUAAUAGUGGUAGUUAGCAUGUUGUCUAAAUGAAAUCUAAGGGGUGAAAGUGCACUUUUAAGACAGCAUAUUUAUAAAUUAAAAAAAGGACUUGAUAAUUUUCUAGUCAUGAUUUGAUACCAUAUUUAAGUAAUGACUAUAAGAACAGUAGCAGUUAGCGUGCUGGUUAAAUGAAGUCUGAGGAGUGAAAAUGGU